CUUUUUUAGAGAUAUAAACAAAAAACCAAAACACUCGAAAUAGUAAACAGUCUACUUGAUAUUUUUAUUUUCAGUGCGACAAGUAUAAAAUCAUGACUACAAGAAAUGUUAUGACCAAGAAUUCUGUAUUUUAUUUACAGAAAGACGCUUGGACUGAUAUAGAAGAAUACAAAGAUGAUUACAAAAAAGUAAUAGCAGAAAGGGAAAUGUAUCGACUUCCGUUUCUUCAUCAAUCACCACAGUUUUCUUACAGAAACCAUUUGGUUGAAUAUCUUAAGAAGGUAUGUAUAGAAAAGAAAUUGAGUCAUUGUUGCCUACAUCUAGCUGUAUAUUUAUUAGAUGUGUUUAUGGAUAGUCAUUCCAUAAUUCCAGAACGAAUGCUCCUUGUAACUAACGUAUGUCUACUUUUGGCAGCAAAAACUGAAGAAAAUAACCUGACCAUCCCGAAAAUCAGUGAACUGAACAACGUCAUUAAUAACCGCUACCAACUCAACGACUAUAAGACACUAGAAGUGGUUAUAUUAAUUUUUUUCCAUUGGAACGUAAUGUACCCAACCGCUCCACAUUACGUUUAUUAUUAUAUUCAAUCAGCCAUAGAUGAAGAAGAUUUAAAAGACAAAUGUAUUGGAAUGCGGAGUCUGUUUUAUGACCUCCACGCUUGUGUCACCGAAUAUCUCGACAAGAUCAUACAAAGCUGUCACUAUAUGCAAUGUUAUAAACCGUCAAAAUUGGCAGCAGGUAUCAUUGCUGUAAGCAGAUUGGAUAUAGGUUUGUCCUGCUGGACUGAACAAUUAGAGAAUAUCACUGAUUACAAAAGAGAAGAUAUUGAAACACAAAUUUCUAUUCUAAAAGCCAAGUAUCCUUUUGUGAGCUGUCAAAAAUGUACUGGAGUUCAUUUGAUUUAAAGAACUACAAAAAACAUUUUCUUUGUUUAUCUAAUUAUACUAUGUAUAAGUUUUUUUUGUUUUAUUAAAACUCAAUGUCCUUGAUGAUUCACCAUAUAUCCCAUCAUAAGGUAAUGCUGGCUAGGAGUGUUAUAUUUGAAUAGAAUUUGUUAACUAUUAAACAAUUUAUUAUAA
Molecule: messenger RNA, 1079 nt
Organism: Diabrotica virgifera virgifera (western corn rootworm)
Lineage: Eukaryota; Metazoa; Arthropoda; Insecta; Coleoptera; Chrysomelidae
Product: cyclin-J
Exons: 6
Coding region: 93-905 (270 amino acids)
Biological process (GO): mitotic cell cycle phase transition; regulation of cyclin-dependent protein serine/threonine kinase activity
Cellular component (GO): cytoplasm; nucleus; cyclin-dependent protein kinase holoenzyme complex
Molecular function (GO): cyclin-dependent protein serine/threonine kinase regulator activity
Source: RefSeq, a predicted model, not a curated record